GACUGCUCGAAAAUCUGGGCGCACAAGGCACGAGCCAUUAUCCAGUUUCAUUAUUCAGAAAAAAUGGCGGCCAUAGUAAUGGCGGCAGCGUACCCUGGCGCUGCUCUGUAUGCAAAGUCACAGUUACCAUUGUCAUCUUCUUCCAUUAGAAAAGAUUUAAAGCAUCUUCUUCCUACUCAAUCACUAAUAAUUAUUCGUUAUCCCCAAAUUAUAUCAGCUUGUUAUUCUCAGCCUUCUUCUUCCCCAGGAACUCCGUUCAAUUUCAAACCCUCAACUAAGCUUUUUGUUAGCGGACUUUCAUUUCGUACAACUGAAGAAAGCUUAAGAAGUGCUUUCAAUAACUUCGGGGAGCUCGUUGAAGGUUUAAAAGUCAAUUUGAUGAUGGACAAAAUUGCCAAUAGACCAAGAGGAUUUGCUUUCAUUCGUUAUGCUACGGAGGAAGAAUCACAGAAAGCAAUUGAGGGAAUGCAUGGCAAGUUUCUGGAUGGCAGGGUAAUUUUUGUAGAAGUCGCUAAGCCUAGAUCUGAACUUCGUCGAGGGCCUAAUCACAACAGCAGACAAUGAUGUAGACAUGCAUCCCUAAUCAAGGCUUAUCUCUGAGGUUGGUAAGAACACUCUUGUGAAGGAGAAAAACAAAAGAGAUUCAAUAGUGGACACGGACGCGCUUCAUUCACCCAUAAAUCAAUCAUCGUGCAUCUCUACGUUUAUCAGAAUAUAUGUCACCAGUUUCUGCCCAAUUUACUGUACAGAGGGAUGAAGAUUGCGUAAUCUAUACUCAUAUUGGCAAAACUGUGAUCAUUAUUGGAUUUCUAAUCCUUUCUCAGGCAAUUGUGCAAUUACUAAUAUAUGGUAGAACAUUUUUCUUAAUUUUCGUAUCUAUUCGUGUAGAUCUUUUGUAUCGUAAAUGCUGAUGAAACGGCCCCUUGCUUAUUUUCAGCUACUUAUCAA
Solanum dulcamara is the source of this 948-nucleotide messenger RNA. RefSeq names its product organelle RRM domain-containing protein 6, chloroplastic-like. Gene Ontology annotation, cellular component: chloroplast. Gene Ontology annotation, molecular function: RNA binding. The coding region runs from base 64 to 564 and encodes 166 amino acids. The transcript is spliced from 4 exons. Gene Ontology annotation, biological process: cytidine to uridine editing; chloroplast mRNA modification. The record is from RefSeq and is a predicted model, not a curated record. NCBI's taxonomy places the organism in Eukaryota, Viridiplantae, Streptophyta, Magnoliopsida, Solanales, Solanaceae.